CUCCCUCCUCUGCCUCCCAAAGUGCCGAGAUUACAGGCGUGAGCCACCUUGCCUGUCCUGGGAACUGGUUUUUAAUCAGCUCAUCAAAACCUUCAUCUCACUUGCUAACAAAGGGAGCCGCUUCCUUCCUCUCUGCACAUACCCCAUGUCUCACCAUGAUAAUGGAGUUACAGUGGGACUUGGAAUCCAGAUGUGUGAAAGAUGGAGGGGUUGAAGGUGCAUAGAGGGGUGAUGGGCAAAGGGGUCCAGGGGGUGAUAACCCCAGGUAUUCUUGGCCUUGGCCUUCCCCACCUCUCUGGGACUGGGCCAGUUUGAGCAUCUCAGCUGCCUCUUCUGCCCGCCCACUCGUUAGCCGCACUCAGCUUCCUGCCCCACCAGAGGAAGUGGGGAGAGACGGCAGGUGCAGUGAUGGCUGGCGGAGUCAUGGACAAGGAGUACGUGGGUUUUGCUGCCCUCCCCAACCAGCUGCACCGCAAGUCUGUCAAGAAGGGGUUUGACUUCACACUAAUGGUGGCAGGGGAGUCAGGCCUAGGGAAAUCCACCCUCAUCAACAGCCUCUUCCUCACCAACCUCUAUGAGGAUCGCCAGGUGCCAGAGGCCAGUGCUCGCUUGACACAGACCCUGGCCAUUGAGCGCCGGGGUGUGGAGAUCGAGGAAGGAGGUGUGAAAGUGAAGCUAACCCUUGUGGACACGCCUGGCUUUGGGGACUCAGUGGACUGCUCUGACUGCUGGCUUCCCGUGGUGAAAUUCAUCGAGGAGCAGUUUGAGCAGUACCUUAGGGAUGAGAGUGGCCUGAACCGGAAGAACAUCCAGGACUCCCGCGUCCAUUGCUGCCUCUACUUCAUCUCACCCUUUGGCCGGGGGCUCCGGCCCCUAGAUGUGGCCUUCCUUCGGGCGGUACACGAGAAAGUCAACAUCAUCCCAGUCAUUGGCAAAGCGGAUGCCCUGAUGCCCCAGGAAACCCAGGCCCUCAAGCAGAAGAUCCGGGAUCAGUUGAAGGAGGAGGAGAUCCACAUCUACCAGUUCCCUGAAUGUGACUCUGACGAAGAUGAAGACUUCAAGAGGCAGGAUGCAGAGAUGAAGGAAAGCAUCCCUUUUGCAGUCGUGGGUUCAUGCGAGGUGGUGAGGGAUGGCGGGAAGCGACCGGUGAGGGGACGCCGCUACUCCUGGGGGACCGUGGAGGUGGAGAACCCACAUCACUGCGAUUUCCUGAACCUGCGACGGAUGCUGGUGCAGACACACCUGCAGGACCUGAAAGAGGUGACGCACGAUCUGCUCUACGAGGGCUACCGGGCCCGCUGCCUACAGAGCCUGGCCCGGCCUGGGGCUCGCGAUCGAGCCAGCCGCAGUAAGCUUUCCCGCCAAAGCGCCACGGAGAUCCCGCUGCCCAUGCUGCCUCUGGCGGACACCGAGAAGCUGAUCCGCGAGAAAGACGAAGAGCUGCGCCGCAUGCAAGAGAUGCUAGAGAAGAUGCAGGCCCAGAUGCAGCAGAGCCAGGCCCAGGGCGAGCAGUCAGACACCCUUUGAGGCCACGCCCCUCCCGGCCUUACCUCGGCUCCGCCUUCAGUCGGCCUCUUGUCCAAUCCCCGCGCCCCACACUGCCCAGCGCCCCCUGGAACCCCGUGGGUGCCGCCCUCGCGCGGGCUAGGGGGAGGUUCUACCAGCCCGGGCCCGUAGCCCCGCCCCGGCGCUGGUCCCGCCCACCCAGACACCGCCCACUUCCCGGCCGGAGCCUCCGGCCCAGUCUCCGACCGCCCCACUGUCUUCCGGGGUGCCCCCCUCUUCUCCCAGACUGUCUUCAAUAAAAACUGAGCUUCCCGCGGCCA
Molecule: messenger RNA, 1826 nt
Organism: Cercocebus atys (sooty mangabey)
Lineage: Eukaryota; Metazoa; Chordata; Mammalia; Primates; Cercopithecidae
Gene: SEPTIN1
Product: septin 1
Exons: 11
Coding region: 409-1527 (372 amino acids)
Biological process (GO): regulation of exocytosis; cytoskeleton-dependent cytokinesis
Cellular component (GO): microtubule cytoskeleton; cell division site; septin complex
Molecular function (GO): molecular adaptor activity; GTPase activity; GTP binding
Source: RefSeq, a predicted model, not a curated record